AUGGAAAUAAAUCGCACUCAUUCACACAACUCAGUUUUGGGGAUUAACUCCAUUAUUUUAGAGGAGGAAACUUCCGAAUCUUGCGUGCCAGAGGAAACGGCGAAGAAUUUGCCGGAAAAGACUAACAUCAACUCCGAAGUUCAGUACAGUGAUGACACAGACUCCAUGUCAAACGUGAAGUGUGUGGCAAUCAUCGAAGACGUGGAGAAGAUGUUUGAAAUGAGUGACAGUAAAAUUAUUAGUCGGAACGUAGGCGACACAUCAAUGGAAUCCUCGAAUCUCACGUCUUUUAGCAGUGUGUUCAACUCCAUUGCGCCCUUUUCGGACAUGAAGAAACGAUACGAGGGAAAGGACUCGACCUUAUCGAUCGACGUUAAUAACAAGUCCAUUUUCACCAACGUUAACGACCUUAACUCGGAGCCGUCCCCAAUCAAUAAGUUUAUGGGCAAGGAGCAGCUCAGCAUGGACGGCGACUUCUAUAAGGACUCGAAGAACGAGACGACGCUGAGCUCGGCCCUGCUCCUGGACGAGAGCCAGAUUAAGUUCAUUGAUGAAAUAAAUAAGAAGAAGGUGCCGCCGCCCUACGAGAAGGUGAACCCGCCGCGCCCAAAUAGAUUCGGAGCCAUGCCCUACUGCUACGUUAUCAGCAAGGACGACUACUUCAAGUCCAAGAACAUAUCGUGUCUGAGUCAGGCGGAUCUUCGGCACCCGAGGAUUAAAAAGGUUCCGACGAGCUCACAAGUAAACAGUGAUAAAAUAUCAGGAUUCUCGGCGCCAGCAAACGCGACGCACUCCGACAACUCGAACAUAGCGAACUCAAAUUACCCCUGCGACGGAGGCAACAACUCAAGUUUCUUCAUCAACGACAAUAACAGGACCUCUGGGAGGAUGAGGAGAAGCGCAAUCACAUCGGGAACGCAGCUUAUCAGAGGGAACAGCAUGGUCUCGGUAGUCAACAAGGGCUCGUCGAGCAUGCUGAUACUGAAGAUACAAAGCUUCACGAAAAACUACCUGGACAUUAACCCGGACUUCGGGUGGAGGAGACUGAUUGACGACAAAAAUCUGCCCUUUAGCAACUUUUCAAAUAACUCGUACAUGUUCUACAUUGAGUCGAAAAAGAGCACUCACAUAAUCAGUUUGGUGAACCUAGCCAUAAACAUAGCCUGCAGAGCAUUUAUUCUGGCGGUGACGCACGGGUACCUGGACCUGGAUCUGGCCCCGGAAUUUCUCAUAAAGUACCUGCCCGUUCACAUUUCAAACUCGCUCUCGCUGAAGAACGUGAAGAACAGCUCACCCAAGGCCAAGGAUUCCAGCUCGAGUCCCAGAAACACGAGCUCGGAGGCCAACAAGCCCAUUCUGAGUCCCAACGGGCACCUUCCAAAGCACUGCUACUACAAGGGCGGCGUCGACGCCCUGGACGAGGAGUGCGGGAAGGACACGAUGUACCUGAAGAGUAACUUCCUGGGAAUCUACGCGGUCUCCUCGCUGGUCAAGAACCUGAAGAGCGAGAACUACCGGAAGAGGUACGAACUGAAUAAAAAGUUCACGCGCCACAAGGUGGAGGACUCCACGACCUCUGGCCUUGGACUCGACAAGUUGGAGAAGAAGAACUUUUACUUCACUCCGAACACGUACUACAACACGAAGAAGAACGGGAGCGGCUUCUACAAGCACAUUCCCAUACCGGAGUACGGGUGGAAGCUCCUCUCCAAGGCGCCCAACGACCUCAGGGCGGACUCGAAGGCCGACGGGCUCGCGAAGCUCUUCACGAAGCUCUUCAGGAAGAAGCCCAGGUUUGACACACUAUACCCGGGCACGCUUCUGUGCAAGGUCAGGCCCCCUCACCACUACGACAGCAACUGCAAGGUGAUGGUGGACUCGGGCUCCUUGGCCAUGAACAUCGCAGAGCAGCUGUACAGGCUGGAGAUCAGCACCAACAACAGGGAAAAGUUCCCGAAAAAUACCUUUGGCUUUUCUGCACACUCCGAUGGACGAGUCCUCUGCCCCGACGGUGGUGUUGUUGACUUUGUGCCUGAGGAGGUCAUUUUGAACACCGCCUCACUUUUACACGAGAUUUACAUCACACAAACUUAUUUAAUUUUGUGA
Molecule: messenger RNA, 2106 nt
Organism: Theileria orientalis strain Shintoku
Lineage: Eukaryota; Apicomplexa; Aconoidasida; Piroplasmida; Theileriidae
Exons: 2
Coding region: 1-2106 (701 amino acids)
Source: RefSeq, a predicted model, not a curated record